Molecule: messenger RNA, 1118 nt
Organism: Ahaetulla prasina
Lineage: Eukaryota; Metazoa; Chordata; Lepidosauria; Squamata; Colubridae
Product: vesicle-trafficking protein SEC22b-B-like
Exons: 5
Coding region: 87-737 (216 amino acids)
Biological process (GO): vesicle fusion with Golgi apparatus; retrograde vesicle-mediated transport, Golgi to endoplasmic reticulum; endoplasmic reticulum to Golgi vesicle-mediated transport
Cellular component (GO): endoplasmic reticulum-Golgi intermediate compartment; SNARE complex; ER to Golgi transport vesicle membrane
Molecular function (GO): SNAP receptor activity
Source: RefSeq, a predicted model, not a curated record
UGGGGACACGACCCGGGACGCUGCCCCCCCGCCCUUGGCCCUCUUUUUCCCCCCCCUCUCGCCCUCUUUUUUCCCCUCCUGCCAGCAUGGUUCUGCUCACCAUGAUCAGCCGGGUCCAAGACGGGCUGCUUUUGGCUGCCUCCAUGCAAGAAACGGAGCAGUCAAAUCGGAAUUUUCAAGAAUAUCACAAUCAAGCCAAACAGCUUUUCCGAAAACUUGGGGAUCAUUCGCCAAAUCGAUGCUCAUUGCAGGCUGGAACGAUGACUUUUCAUUACCUGAUCAGCCAGGGGAUUUGUUACCUGACACUCUGCGAAGCUAACUAUUCAAAGAAGUUGGCCUUCUCCUAUCUGGAAGAGCUGCAAACGGAAUUCUGGGAACUUUACGGAAAGAAAAUCUCAUCCGUGUCCCGGCCUUACGCCUUCAUUGAGUUUGACAUUUACAUCCAGAAGCUGAAGAAAUCCUACUUAGACACUUGGUCAAAACGCCAUCUAAGCAAUAUCAACACGGAGCUCCAGGACGUUCAGAAGAUCAUGGUGACCAACAUUGAAGAAGUCCUCCAAAGAGGGGAGACCUUAUCAGCUCUGGACUCCAAAGCCAGCAACCUGUCAACCCUCUCUAAGAAAUACCGCCAUGAUGCCAAGCUCCUCAACAGCCGCUCCGCUUACGCCAAAGCUGCCGCCACCGGCCUCAUCUUCAUGGUGCUUCUGCUCUACGUCCGCUUCUGGUGGCUGGUGUGACCCAAUAUCUCCCUCUUGUUUCCAAAGCCCCGUGUGACUUGGGCUUUUGCUUUGAGGAGAAACAUGGAAAUACCCCAAAGUUUGCCCCUCGGGAUGAUGUUCCUGUUUUUGGCAUCACCCCCAUUUGCAUGGUUGGCCUUACAACGGCAGCUGCAAGAUGCCGAGUGGACCUACGACUAUUUAUAAUGGGGAAAAAGUGAGGAGAGAUUUGUGGCUUUUCAUAGCUCAGCUUUUCUUUCAACAAAGCUCUUACAGCAUUUGUCAACGGCUAGCAGGUUGAUUGUGUCAUUGGCUCCUGCUGCAAUAAAUCUGUAGCUUUUGUGUGUGUUUUUUUAACAUACUACAAGUCUGUGUUACUAUCAGCAUGCUGGGCCAGGGGUG